Trametes versicolor FP-101664 SS1 is the source of this 942-nucleotide messenger RNA. RefSeq lists its product as uncharacterized. The coding region runs from base 1 to 942 and encodes 313 amino acids. NCBI's taxonomy places the organism in Eukaryota, Fungi, Basidiomycota, Agaricomycetes, Polyporales, Polyporaceae. The transcript has a single exon. The record is from RefSeq and is a predicted model, not a curated record.
AUGUUUGAGACGCGCUCCUCGGAAUCGAUCCUGACGCAAGGGCAGGGCCGCCACAACCCGAUGAUUAUCCAGGCCGUGGGCACACCUCGCGAUAGCGUCGUGGAAUUCCAUUUCGCGCAACCGAAGAUUAACAGCGACCUGGGCAUAGUCGCUGCGGAUCGGGCCAAGCCCACGUUCACGAAGUGGAACUUGACGAUCAAGGGAUGGGCCGACUAUCCAAAGCCGCACCACCCGGUGUUUCUCGCUCCUGGCGAGCGCGUUCUGUACCGCGAGACGACCGUCACCAACACCCCUAACCUACAGCACUAUGUGGCUCUGCUCUUGCCCCCCUCCCUCGGUACCGAUACUCGCCCCUUGCUGCCCUCCACGGACUACAAUAACCGCCACCGCAAGGACGCACGCUCUGUAUCGCCAGCGCCCUCCCGCUACAGGACGGUACCGAGUUCAUCAAUGGUUUCCCUGGAUGAUGUCUUCGCGGGAAGCAGCGCUCGCGCCGAAUCCAGCGUGUCGAGGCGAACGAAGUCGUCCACGCCGCACAAAGUCGUCGCGCGGCGCUCGUCAUUUAUCGACCGCUUGUUUGGGGACGACGCGCCUGACGGGGCAGAGAAGCGCGGGGUCAAGCGGGCGGGGUCCUCCACGCCGAGCGCGGUCGGGAAGCGUCGAAAGCUGCCGACCAGGGAGAGCAGCCCCAACGCCAUAGAUCUCACUGGCGGGGGUCCGGAGGCCGGUCCAUCGCACUCGAACAGAAGCUUGUCUCGAGGCAGCACCGACCAGGCGAUGGCUGGCAGGUCGAGCGGGUCAGGUUUGGGCGGUGGCAUGCCGGCUGCCACUGCGAACGUGGGUACACACUCCCUCAACGGGCCCGCGAAGGACCAGGGUGGGCGGUUGAGCGGGCCCGAUGAGGGGUACAUCGUAAUUUCGGAUAACGAGGACGAGCUGUAG